UGAGAGAAGAAAUUAGCAGUAGUAGUAGAAUUUUACAAAUGGAAAUGGAAUCAACUCCAGAGAGUAGAUAUAGCGUUGCGGAUUGUAAAUACGCACGUAAACACAAGAGAAGAAGGAAAAUAUGCAUGCUCGUUCUAUGCGCCCAUAUUAUUCUGGUUAUAACCUUUGCCAUCUUGAAUUUCACUGUUUUGAGACCCAAGCGUCCUGUUGUCACGCUCGAUUCCUUGACUCUCAAGGACCUGACCGUGUCUAUCGACGCGGCCAGGUUCAAGGUAUUCCUUAACAUUACCAUGAGCGGCGACCUCUCCAUUUACAAUCCUAACAGGGUUAGUUUCCAAUACGAAGACAUCAACCCUUAUAUCGAGUACAGAGGUGAAGAGUUCGGAGAUGUUCACGUCCCGGCGGGGAAGAUUGGGUCCCGAACCACGACAGCUAUUAACUUUGUGCUGAUAAUAAUGGCGGAUCGGCUAUCUUCGGAUCCCAAUUUGUAUUCGGACGUGGUUGAAAAAGGAAUAUUGCCGCUCAAUAUUUACGUGAAACUGAAGGGCAAAGUAAAACUAAAUGUACUGUUCAAAGUAAAGGUGAAAGUUUCCACCAAAUGCGAUCUAUCACUGGAUAUACACACGGCAAGUCUUGCCAACCAAUCCUGUCAGUCUAAGACUAAGUUAUAAUAGCUCGGAUGUGAAUCGAUACAAAUUCAGUGACACUAUAUACUAGCAGUAAAAAGUAGUACUCAUACAUUUUUUUUAUUAGUCUUGUUAAAAAAAUGAUAUAUUGCUAUUUUAUUUUAGUCAUUUUAUCAUUAA
Nicotiana tabacum (common tobacco) is the source of this 806-nucleotide messenger RNA. Lineage: Eukaryota; Viridiplantae; Streptophyta; Magnoliopsida; Solanales; Solanaceae. The record is from RefSeq and is a predicted model, not a curated record.